Molecule: messenger RNA, 3811 nt
Organism: Mobula hypostoma (lesser devil ray)
Lineage: Eukaryota; Metazoa; Chordata; Chondrichthyes; Myliobatiformes; Myliobatidae
Product: ribosomal RNA processing protein 1 homolog A-like
Exons: 16
Coding region: 35-2140 (701 amino acids)
Biological process (GO): rRNA processing
Cellular component (GO): nucleus; preribosome, small subunit precursor
Source: RefSeq, a predicted model, not a curated record
GAUCCUCCACAAUCCCAGGGUGCUCCAGUGAGCCAUGGCGACCGCCGUGGAGAUCCAGUUUGCCCAGCGCUUGGCGUCCAACGAGAAGCGGUUCCGCGACCGGGCGGUCAAGAAGCUCCGUCGGUACCUCAGCGCCCGCUCGCAGCGACCGUCAGAUGUUUUAUUAGGUGGUUUCAGUCAAGAAGAAUUGCUCAAAAUAUGGAAAGGCAUCUUCUACUGCAUGUGGAUGCAAGACAAGCCUCUUCUGCAGGAAGAACUGGCAGACACCAUCUCCCGCCUUGUACAUACCUUCAGGAAUCUGGAUGCCAAGUUUCUGUUCCUGGAGACGUUCUUCCAGACCAUGAACCGUGAGUGGAAUGGGAUCGAUCGGCUGCGCCUGGAUAAAUUCUACACUUUGAUCCGUUUGGUACUGAGGGAGUUUCUUGAGGAACUGAAAAGCACAGGAUGGGAUGAAAGUGUUGUCAGCCGUUUUCUCCGAUGUGUGACAGAUGAAGUGUUGAAUCCCACCAAGAAUGAUGCCCCCUCUGGGGUCCGUUAUCAUUUCAUCGACAUCUACCUACAAGAGCUGGCAAGAGUUGGUACGCAGCAGUUGACUGCAGAACAGAACCUGAAGUUUAUUGAUCCCUUCUGUCAAAUUGCUGCCAAGACCAAAGACCGAGUCUUGUUUCACAUGAUCUCCCAGGGAAUCUUUGAGCUCAUUAUGGACCAGGCACCUUUUGCUAUUGAGGAUUUGAUGAACGAGCUGCAGGCCAGUGAGGAGGAUGACGCAUCGGGCGAGGAACUAAAAUCAAGUCCAGAGAACGAAGAUCCAGCAAAGCCAAAGAUAAAUGGGUCCGCUUCAGGGGAAGAUGCUGAACUGGAUGGAGACAGGAAGAGUCCAAACCAUUCUCAAUACGAUGAAGAUACUGGUCCUGUCCUCCAGUUUGACUACGGGGCUGUUGCUGACCGGCUCUUCCAGCUCUCCAGCAGGGGGAGCACCCCCACCCAGAAUAGGAAACUCCUCUACAAACUGGUGCGAAAGUUCCGGGAUUUGGCUGAAGGAGUCUUCCCUCAAGAUAUCAUUCCUCAUGAUACAUCAUCGGACGAAGAAGAUGAAGAUGAUUUCAGUUGGAAAAAGAAGAAACAAAGACGGGAAAAGGGAUUGUUGGAGGAGGAGGAAGAAGAGGUUAAGAAGAAAGCAGUGAAAGGGAAAAACAAAAAGAAACGGCGUUCCAAAGGGAGACUUCCAGCAGCAACCAGUGAGAGUGAGGAGCCAGCAGGAGAGACUGAGAAGGAAGUAGCUGAUCCCACAGACCAGGAACCCCCGAGAAAAAAGAAGAAAAGAUCGAGACCAGUGGAUACAGCUGUGACCUUAGAGAGUACCUUAUUGAGCAGCGACGCGCCAAGGAUUAAAAGUUCGGGACAGGAGGGUCUAUUUGGGGAAGACCAAGUGAGCCAAUCCAAGUCAGACACAGAACCUUUGAUACCCGUUGUUCCCAAACUAAAGAAGAAGAAGAAGAAGAAGAAAGAGGAGGAGGCCCAACUCUCUAAUGGGAAGAGUUCGCCUGAAGGUUCAACUCCCAGCGAGCUGGUUGUCAGUGAGAAAGCAGGAAGAGUCCUGGUGAAACUAAAAAAGCAAAACAAGAAAGGAGUUGUUGGUGAUGAAGGCCAGGCACCAGUCAGGAACAAGAGAAAGGUGAAGGAGCUGUCUGAGGGGCCUGUCCAGAGACAGAAACUGACGAGCAGUGCCACAGUCCAGGGUGAUGCUAGGCCAAGUGCUCCCAUCAAGACCUUGAACGCAAUGGAAGCGAACGAGUUUGUGAAAUUUGAGAAAGUUUCUAUACCAAAGUCCAUCUUCAAGAGAGCGAGGAGUGCUGCGACUACGCCUAAACCGUGUAAGGAGAUGAAAGCCACGCCAACUUCUAGUGCAAAGAAAGUGCGGUUUGGGCUGAGAAAGAACACAACGGCAGAAUUUAAAAGGACCGACAAGAGCAUUCUGGUGAGCCCGGAGGGGACGUCCCGCGUCGCAUUUGACCCAAAACAACGGCCUCCCCACAGCGUGUUAAAGUCCAACUCAACGCCAACCUGCUCCCCUGCCCUAAGGCCUAAGCGAGCGUCAUUCUCAGCGAAGAAACGGCCCACAGCCAUGGAUUUCUUCUGAGCUCAGCCCACCACCGUUGUGUCUCUACAGGUCUGCUCUGGUUGUCAGCCCAUGUGGAUUCCAGACUCCAUCAUUCAGUCAGUGGUAUGCUCUCUGCCAGCUGGGCUGUGCACUCACCCAAAAUCACCAGCUAGUUCUUGCCCAGGCAGAUACCAGUGGAAUGCCUUCUCCCACUUCCAACCCCCUUCCCACUCUCCUCUCCAGGGAAUGCUGUUGGGUGGCGUAAGGAAAAAUGCUUCCUCUCAGUUACCUACCCUGGUUAAGGUGCAGGUCCUCAAGCCCGCAGCGGUUUGGGUGUUAUAAUAGCUGUUACUAUUCCUGUCAAAUUCGGAGGCCAGGGUCCCACAUUGAGGUACUGUGGAAUGGCUGAAGUGUCACAGGCAUGACCGAGGGAGUGCCACACUUCCACACAGAUGUUAUCGAAGUACUCCGAAAUCUUGGAGAAAUUCAUCCGGAUUGAAAGACCUUGGGAUGUCUGAGAAAUUGAAAUAAGAAUAUUGUCACAACACGGAACUGUUCCAUUUGGCUUAUCCAGACCAGUAAAGGACGAUGCAAAAUCCACAAUACGGUUUUGUCUUUUACCAGGGGAUUUGUCUCAGUCGCCAUCAGGGUCGGUGCCAAUUGGUUCAUCACCAUUUCUCCCCGACAUUGUUAGUGGACGUCCUAUGUUAUACCUCAGUCACUGGGCAAUAAAAGGAAAUCUGGCUGGCUGGUUUCUAAAACUGCUGCUACAUUCUUCUAAGUGUUACGUGCGUGCUUUCCACCCUCCUGCUCAGGAGUAAAUGUGGUUUAUUGAACCACACACCUGGUUACAGGAAUGUACUCACUCCCUGGUCUUCUGUAUUAAUUGUACCCCACAGGGGUUGGUGGGGGGGGACGGGGACCUACAGCCAAAUGACUAAGCGUAAAAUUAAGAUGAGCUUUAUUUGCCAGUUACACAUCGGAAGUUAGAAACAUACAGUGACCUGCCGUUUGCAUCAACAACCAACACACUGCAAGGGUGUGCUGGGGAGAAGCCCAGGAGUGUCGCCAUGCAUCCGGAGCAGCCAGAGGAAAGCCACACUGCCAUGGGGAGACCGUAUAAACUCCUUACAGACAGCAGCAGUCGUUUGCUGGUGCUAUGCUACCGUUCCACAGAGAGGCUUCGGAGGUUCCAUUUAGGACAAAGCACAAUACAGUACAGAUUCUUCAGCCCAUGUUGUUGGGUUGACCUUUUAACCUACUCUUAAGUGUUGGCACGUGGCCAAGUGGUUAAAGCGUUUGUCCAGUGAUCUGAAGGUCGGUAGUUCGAGCCUUGGCUGAGGCAGCGUGUUGUGUCCUUGAGCAAGGCACUUAACCACACAUUGCUCUGCGACGACACUGGUGCCAAACUGUAUGGGUCCUAAUGCCCUUCCCUCGGUGGCAUGGAAAAGGGAGACUUGCAGCAUGGGCAACUGCCAGUCUUCUAUACAACGUUGCCUAGGCCUGUGCCCUGGUUCCAAGGCGCAGAUCCAUGGACUCACGAGACUAACGGAUGCCUUAAAAUCAGUCUGCCCCCUCCCUCCCACAUCGCUUUCUCUUUUUCUGUCAUCCAUCUGCUUAUCUUAAGGGUCUCUUAAAUGUCACUGUCAAAGUAUGUUUAUUGUCAAAUAUAUAUACUUUACACAGCCUUGAGAUUUGUCUUCUUACAGG